AUGCGCAAUCGUAUUUUAAGUAAGGAUGACGAUAAUGUUAAGGAAUAUUUCUCACCAUAAAAAAGAAAACAAGACAAUAAUGUACAAAUUUGGCAAGGGUAUAUGUCAAUUGCUCUGAAUAGCACAGAGGCAGGAGUCAGACAAUUUUUAUCAUAGAUGAGAAGGAAUGGGAGCUUCUAAUAAAUAGAUAAAAAAUAAAAACCUGUAAUUACUGAAUAGGAAUAAUAAUUGGAGACUCCAAAUCAUAGUAUUGUAAAAUCUCUUGACCCUCAAUUUCCUCCUUUCAUAAGAAAAAGCAAGGAUAUCACAAGUUAUGAAUUUCUAUCUUAAAUAUAUGAGUUGCACAAUAGAAAGGCAAGAAAUCAGUCCUUAAUUGAACAGCUUAUUGGAAAAACUAACAAUGAAAUUAUUGUGUUUCCUAAAACUAUACAUAGAAAGAAUGUAUAAAAAAGAUCGUAACGUUGUCAAUCAGUUGCCUAAAAAGAUAAUGAAUUGGACAGUAUAAAGGGACAAUUAAUCCAAGUAAAAUAAGUUUAAGUCUAACCACUGCCAAAGGAGACUACUCCAAAACCGUUGAAGAGAUUAAUACCAAUAAUCAAAUUAGAACGGACUACUUCCCCUAUUAAAAAGGCAUUGGCUCCAUAAUCUUAGACAAAAAAAAAAGUGUUAAUAGAUGAUACUAGAUAUUGGGAUAUAGGCUAUCUAAAAUUUAUACAAUGCCCCAGCGUAUUGGAAAUUAAUUAAAUUAUAAAUUUUACAAAUGCACUUUAAGUUCUACCAGCAUAGCAUUAAAAAUAUUAUAAACUUUAUGUUGGUAGAGGCAAUAAUCAUAUGAUGGUCAAAAGUAUAUUCAGUAUGAGAGCAUAAUGGACUGUAGGUGGUAAUUUGGAAGAAGAUGAUUUUAAUUUUAUUUGGACUCAAAAAUUUGUUGACUUUCCCUAAUCUGAGAUAAGGCCAAUUUAAAGAUCAAUUUCUAAUGAAACUCUUGAAGGAUGGAUUGAUUCUAAUGAUUAAACCUUAAUUAGAUAGGCUUGGGAUCGCGUGGAAGGAAAGUCUAAGAAGAAACUAGCAGAUUACAAUCUUGAAAGCCAAGCCAUACUAAAUAAUGUAAGGAAUUUACUUUAUUUUUUUAGUUAGGUAAUGUAAAAGAACUACUAACGAUUAAUCAUUAAAAUUAAUCUAUUCGAAUUCAUAAUCACCUUAAGGAAGGAAAUUAAUUAGGAGACAAGAAAUUUUUGUUUCUAAAUUUAAGCAAACAUUGUAAAGAAAACCUAAUAGAUUUGUGGACCCUAAUUCCUUUGACAUAUCAUAUAUAAGGUCCGAAUGAUGAAUCUUUUCACGUUUUCAAGAAAAAAUUUGAAGAGGUUUCUAUUGAUUCCGCAUUUAAAAAUAUAUGGAUUAUCAAACCUGGAGAAGAUAGCAAUCGAGGCUAAGGCAUUAAAGGUAUUUUUAUUGUUAUUUUCAUAGUCUGUAAUAAUCUUAAUGAAAUCUAUCAACACAUUUCCUAAUAAAAUCAUACAUUCAUUCUAUAAAAAUAUAUUGAGAAUCCGUUUCUAUAUUAAAAGAGGAAAUUUGAUAUCAGAGGGUAUUGUCUCAUAACAAUAAUAAAUGGUGCUAAAAAAGGUAGUAAUCAUUUUAAUAAGUAGAUAGUAUUUUGGUAUAAGAAGGGGUACCUCCGUACGUCGAGUAGUUUAUUUAGUUUAGAUUCGCUGGAUAAUCAGAAAAUUCAUCUUACAAAUGAUGCAAUUCAAAAUAAAAUGAAUGGAUAUGGCAAAUUUGAAAAAGGUAUUUUCCCUAAAUAUCAUAGGCAAUAAGGUCUCGUAUGAAUAAUUCUAGAACUAUUUACUCGAAUAGAAUAAGUAAAACAAUACUAAUUAUAGUUUCGAAGAGCUUUAUAAAAACAUGAAAGUAAAUUAUUAUGAAAUCGCAUUAUUAGUAAUUGACCAAAAUAGCAUGUGCUUCGAGUAUUAAUUAAAUAAAUAAUACUGAUCAAGUGAUUGGGUUUGAAUUAUACGGUUUAGAUUUCAUGAUUACCAAUGAAUUUAAACCAAUCCUUAUAGAAUUUAAUACAAAUCCCUGUAUCGAAACAGGAUGUCCAGUAUUAGCUAAAAUAAUUUCAGGCUUAUUAGACAAUUUGUUUAGGUAAAGAAUUGAUAUUUUUUGAGGUUCAUUAUUGAUCCACUCUUUCCUGCUAAAAAAACAAAUCUUGAUGAUUUUAACAGUAAAAAUGAUUUUGAAUUAUUAUUAUAAUCAUAAUUAUGA
Molecule: messenger RNA, 2262 nt
Organism: Paramecium octaurelia
Lineage: Eukaryota; Ciliophora; Oligohymenophorea; Peniculida; Parameciidae
Source: the annotation of a GenBank genome assembly